This is a messenger RNA of Rotaria sp. Silwood2, 591 nucleotides long. The record is from the annotation of a GenBank genome assembly. NCBI's taxonomy places the organism in Eukaryota, Metazoa, Rotifera, Eurotatoria, Philodinida, Philodinidae.
AUGUUCUGUGAUAAAGAAUUUAUAUUAAUUUUAAUAUAUUUAUUUGUUGUUUCUCAUGUUUAUUCUAACGAGGGACAAUUUUCAACACAAAAACGUUUACAAUAUAAAGAUCGUGUUCAACAAAUGUUUUAUCAUGCAUAUGAUUCUUAUUUAAAAUAUGCAUAUCCAUACGAUGAGUUACGUCCAUUAACAUGUGAUGGUUAUGAUACAUGGGGAAGUUAUUCAUUGUCACUUGUUGAUGCAAUUGAUACAUUAGCUGUACUUGGAAAUAGUACAGAAUUUGCUCGUGUUUAUACAAUUAUACAAAAUUUGGAUAUUGAACGUGAUAUUAAUGUUAGUGUAUUUGAAACAAAUAUUCGAGUUAUUGGUGGUCUUCUUUCUGCUCAUCUUCUUGCUAAACGUAUGAAUGUUCCUAUUAAUUCUACAUGGCCAUGUACAGGACCAUUACUUGAUCUUGCCAUUGUUAUUGCCAAUAAACUUUUACCAGGUAAAGAAAAUAAACUUAAGGGUACCCCCCCCCUCCUCUUUUUGACACUUUCUGAUUCUCGAAGACGGUACGACCGAUCAAGCUCAAAUUUUCAGCACAGAUAG